This is a messenger RNA of Diversispora eburnea, 1161 nucleotides long. The record is from the annotation of a GenBank genome assembly. Lineage: Eukaryota; Fungi; Glomeromycota; Glomeromycetes; Diversisporales; Diversisporaceae.
AUGACAAAUUUUUCGAAAUAUCCACCACAAACUUCUCAAAAAAAUCUUCAAAUACUUUUAGAAUCAGCUAUUGAUUGGUCAUUAGCUCAUGUUAUUCAUGCUCCAAUAUCUUUAUUUCCUUCACCAUUUCCAAGAAAACAAUUUGAAUUAGCUUUAGAAUUGCAACCAAUAUUUAAUCGAUUAUUUUUUGAAUUAUCUCAAAAUCAUGAAUUUAUAAAGGAUGUUAUUGAAGAAUCAGAUUAUAUUUUGCAUGUUUCAUCUAAUAAUCAAGACGAAGCACAUAUUCAACAAGUAGAAUUUAAUACAAUUGCUUCAUCUUUUUCAACACUUCCAGAAAAUGAUUCGAUGAAUAUAUUAAUGGUAGUUCAACCGACAGAACGUAAUAUUUUUGAUCAACGGUGGAUCGAAUAUACUUUACUUAAAAAUCAUAAAGUUCAUCUUAUACGCAAAGAUCUUUUAGAAAUUAGCCAAGAAGGUAAAUUGGAUCCAAUAACCAAAGCUUUGAUAAUUGAUGGGAAAGAAAUCUCUGUCACCUAUUUUCGUUCAGGGUACAGUCCUCACGAUCAUCUUUCUGACGAGGAUUGGAAUGCCAGAUUAUUGAUUGAACGUUCUAAAUCAAUCAAAUGUCCAACUGCCGCAUAUCAACUUGUUGGAGCAAAGAAAGUGCAACAAGUAUUAGCGGCCCCUGGUGUAUUAGAAAGAUACAUUCCAGAUCCUCUAGAGGUCAAAAAAUUACGUUCUUGUUUUGCUGGAUUAUAUCCUCUUGAUUCUUCUCCUGAAGGUGAGAAGGCAGCUAAAGCAGCAUUAGAAAAUCCGGAACGUUAUGUUAUGAAACCACAACGUGAAGGAGGAGGUAACAAUUUAUACGCCAAAGAUAUUCCACAAUUCUUAUCAAAGUUAACACCAUCAGAACGUUCUUCAUAUAUUCUAAUGGAUUUAAUAAAACCUCCAUCAAUGAAGAAUAUAAUUUUAUUACGAGGUGAAAUGGUUGAAGGUGAAAUUAUAUCAGAAUUAGGAGUUUAUGGAAUAAUUAUUGGAAAGGGAAAAGAAGUUAUUGUUAACGAAAGAGGUGGACAUUUAUUAAGAACUAAAGGAAAAGAAACUAAUGAAGGAGGAGUUGCUACAGGAUAUGCUGUUGUUGAUUCACCUUUAUUAUUUUAA